AUGAUCUCGGACUCGUAUCCUAUCAAAGAAGUUGAUAAUAUCGUCUUUGAAGUUGACUGCGCUAUGAUCAAUGUAGAUGAUGAUGGCAACGAUCACACUUAUAAUGAGGGCGUUCUAGUCAACAACAUCAUUUACUCUUUCGGUCUCCAGCCUAUGCUAUUUGAUGACAAAAAGUCUUUUGCGAAUUCUUUCAAAAGUUAUCUCAAGAACGUUAAGGGCAGACUUCAGGAGACUGGAAAGGAUCCUGAUUACAUCGCCGAUUUCGAGAAACGUGCGAAAGAUUUCUUCGCUAAAAGAAUUUUUGCCAACUUUAACGACUGGGAAUUUUUCACCGGAGAAAGUAUGGACGUCAAUGGAAUGAUUGUUAUAAAGGGCUUUCGGGAGCUUAGUACCACACCUUAUAUGAUGUUCUGGAAGCAUGGCUUUGAAGAGAAGAUAGUUUGA
Messenger RNA from Fusarium pseudograminearum CS3096, 444 nucleotides. RefSeq lists its product as uncharacterized. The transcript is spliced from 4 exons. The coding region runs from base 1 to 444 and encodes 147 amino acids. Gene Ontology annotation, cellular component: cytoplasm. Lineage: Eukaryota; Fungi; Ascomycota; Sordariomycetes; Hypocreales; Nectriaceae. The record is from RefSeq and is a predicted model, not a curated record. Gene Ontology annotation, molecular function: calcium ion binding.